Molecule: messenger RNA, 1089 nt
Organism: Lichtheimia ornata
Lineage: Eukaryota; Fungi; Mucoromycota; Mucoromycetes; Mucorales; Lichtheimiaceae
Exons: 7
Biological process (GO): mitochondrial RNA 5'-end processing
Cellular component (GO): mitochondrion; mitochondrial envelope
Source: RefSeq, a predicted model, not a curated record
AUGUACCACUCAAGACGGUGUGCUGCUACUCGUCUCUUGCAUUCUUCAUUACGCUAUACCCACCCGCAUACGAGAUCAAAGCCAACCUGCCACCAUGGAGCGAUCUUGCCACACCAUGCACGCGAUCUUCACUCAACUGCAACGACGUUAGAUCCCAACAUGGAUCCAUAUCCAAAUCUCUCUGAACGACUCAAUGACGAGGAGAUCACCGCUGCAUAUGAUGGGAAAGCAUCGACGGAGACGCUUGAGGAGCGUAGUGAACAAGAGUUGCAUACAUCUGACGCCAAGGCAACCGAGAAGAAUGCUCUUCGCAACCAUAUCAUGAAUCAGUUUUCAGAACAUCUUCAGGGGAAAAAGCAAAGUGACACCAUCGUUAUCAAGAAGCAUCAACCAAGUCAAAGUGCCGAUGUCAAACAUGUCUUGGCCAAAUUCCAUGCAGCCCCACAAGAACCUAAGUAUCACAAAAUCAAUUUCAGGCGACGCUAUACGCCGAUUCAACCAGAAGGCGAGGAUAAACCACAACCGCCCACCCUUGCACAUGGCCUGGAUCGUGUAUUAUUCAAUCCCGGCGUUCACUAUCUCAAAGAUCCUCGCACUCAAACAUACAACUUUACGCCCUUCUUGGAAAACAUCACACCGCCUGCCGAAUUUGAUUAUGACGCGAUAGGACCCUACAUCACACCUUCACAAGAUGAGUAUCUCAUUCAACGAGCGCGGGAUCAUCAACAUCGAUAUGUCGGUUCUACAUCAUCCGUAUCGGCAAUGCUAUCACAAAUCUAUUUUGCUUUAUCCAAUGGGAAGCCCACUGAUACGUCUGUUCUUUCUCGGGCCUAUUUUAGUGAGCCCAACAAAUACACGCGUGCUACCCGUGCACCAGCAUCUAUAUUCUUGCAUUGGAAGGAUGGUGUCUAUGGUAUUGAUGCUGAUAAGAGCUAUGAUGUCGAGGAAACCAUAUUAUCCAGCAUGGGUAAAUCUAUGGAGAAAGUGUUGACACUUGAGCCUCCGGAGUAUGAGCGAUACUUGAAGAAUGCAGACGCACCAUUAUCACCUCAAGAAGUCAAUCAACCUGAAUCUUUUGCUUAUGGAGUG